GCCUAAUUUUUGAUACGAAGGCUUAUAUUUCAGAGAAGCAAAUGGGCCAGCGAUAGAAUAAUAUGGGCUGGGUUAAGUGUCUUUUAACCUAAGGUAUAUAAGCUGGGAUGAGAGUUAGAGAGCUCUUUUAUCAAGUUGUUGAUCAUUCAUGUCAUGGGGAGAAGUUCCAUGGUGGAAUCCAGCAGUGGAAGAGCAAGCGAUCAUGAGAAUUCAUCGCAUAGGGCAGGUACAGAAGAUUCAUUGUCAAGUGGAGGAACGGAAGCAUCGGAUGAUUACUGGAGGUUUGACUGACGAAGAAGUUCAGUCAAGUGGGCGAGACUUGAGCUAUCAAAGCCAUAGGAGCCAAGGUGCUACACUGCUAGUCUGCUACUUAUCAUAUAAAAAGCUGUCACACAAUCAUUAAUAUGACGAUUAUAACAACUCCAAGACACAACAAUAGAUUAUUAAGGAGCUGUUUUUCAACAAAUCUUUUUACUAAGACGAAUUUAUGUAGAGCGGUUUUGUAUUGUUAUGUGGAUGAUAUGGUUGUCACUCAGUAU
This is a messenger RNA of Brassica oleracea var. oleracea, 539 nucleotides long. Its product is annotated as putative SWI/SNF-related matrix-associated actin-dependent regulator of chromatin subfamily A member 3-like 2. Lineage: Eukaryota; Viridiplantae; Streptophyta; Magnoliopsida; Brassicales; Brassicaceae. The record is from RefSeq and is a predicted model, not a curated record. The coding region runs from base 149 to 403 and encodes 84 amino acids. The transcript is spliced from 3 exons.